AUCGCUACCAGUGAUAAGUUGACGAUUCCACGCGAAGGUUACCGAUUAAAUUUAUACACGGCUGAUGCACGAAUGCUCGGGGACACCAUUGAGAAAUACUUUACCUAAUUGCUAUCAUCACACCAAGAAGCAGACACUGCGACGCGGUUACCAUGGGAAGUUAGAACAAGUGUCAGCAUCACAAAUGUGUCUGCGGUGAACACAAAAGCAUCGACAGCAAAUCAUGUUUUAUUGUUAACGAAAGACUAAAAGUGAAACGACUUAGAAAAAAUAUUUACUUCUUUCGUUCCCCGUAAAUGAACGGAACAUUCCUCUUAAUUUGGAAAGGGAUUUGUGUCGUGAAAUAAGAACCGAAAGAACUGAAGAUGAAAGUGGUGUUUGUGCUAAGCAUACUGUACAUCGUAAUAAGAUGUACCGAAUGUGUACCAGAAUUGCAGUUAGUGCAGAUCGUAUUCGCUCAUAAAACGCAUGCUCCAAUUUUGGAUUUGAUAGAUAACAACGACAUGAAUUUACCACGCAAUUUAACUUACGAAUACUUUAACGCAGCUCCACUCAGUAUGCCUAACGUCAGUAUGCUUAACAUGUAUAAUUUAGGAGUCCAUUUACGAAAGGUGUACGGUAAAUUUUUGGGUGAUGUUUACACAUCUGAGACAAUGAAAAUGCAAACGGCCGAAUAUCCAUUGUCGAUGCUAUCUGGUCAAUUAGUAAAUGCAGGUCUUUGGCCUCCAGGAGAAAUUCAAAGGUGGAGCGCCGAUAUGAAUUGGCAGCCAAUACCCACAGAUUACAUUGUCGCACAGAAAGAUACUUUAUUAAUGGGAAUACAGUGUCCGAAUUUCGUUCUCGAAAUGGAGAAAGUGCUGAAUAUGGCUCAAGUGCGAGAUAGAGUAUCGGAUUAUUCAUCUUUAUUCGAUCAUAUAUCUCGAUCUAUUGGAAUAAAAGUUCAACGACCAUCGGAAGUGGCUUUGCUAUAUGCUGUCCUUGAGACAAAAGCUGACUUAAAACAAUCGCUUCCGCACUGGGCAAAAGAUAUUUUUCCUGAUGGAGCAAUGUACACUGUGUCGUUGUUGGAGUAUGAUCUCCUUUGGCAAACUUCAUUACAAAAGCAAUUAAAUGGAGGAACGAUUCUAAAAGAAAUUUUAGCAAAUUCGCUGAUGUAUAUCAAUGGACACAUUCCUAAACAACGGAAGCUCAUGAUGUAUAGCGGCAAUGAAAGAAAUAUCGUUGGUGUUUUGAAAGGCUUAAAUCUAUGGUCACCACAUAUUCCUAACGAAGCCGCCUCUAUGAUAUUUGAACUGUACUUUGACAAUGAAACAGAAAGUCACGGAGUGAAGAUUAAUUAUUAUACGGGAGUAGAUGGUAUCACUGUCUCUUUGAAAAUGCCAAAUUGUACAGAAAUUUGCCCGAUUAAAACAUUUUUGUAUUCGAUAAUGGAUCUGUUACCGCAAAACGCAGAACGAUUAUGUAACUGGAAAAAGAUUGAUCUUCCUAUAAUACUAGAUAAUGUUAAUUAUAGCAGAUCGCAUACAUUGAAAAGUAUUACAUUUACGUUGUUAUUAGUUAGUACUUUGUUAGUAAUUAAUUUGUAUUAAUCAAUUUAGAUUCGUCGCAAGUAUUCGAAUAAUUUUAGAAAACUCUUUAAAACA
Molecule: messenger RNA, 1643 nt
Organism: Bombus terrestris (buff-tailed bumblebee)
Lineage: Eukaryota; Metazoa; Arthropoda; Insecta; Hymenoptera; Apidae
Product: venom acid phosphatase Acph-1
Exons: 8
Coding region: 366-1589 (407 amino acids)
Biological process (GO): dephosphorylation
Molecular function (GO): phosphatase activity
Source: RefSeq, a predicted model, not a curated record